CAGCUGCAGGGCGGGGGUGUGGCGCAGAUGGGGCACAGGUGGCGUCACUCAGGAGUCCACCUGCUGGUGCUCCAGCCGCUCACCGGCCGAGUGAUGCUGAAGAAGAGGUUCCUCACCUUCCAGCCCGCCGAGCACCUCGAUCUGGCCUCCGCCCUCCGCGACCUCCAGCCAGGGAGGGUUGUGGUGCUGGCUGCUGUGCCCGAGUGGGUGAUGUUCCUGGGGCAGGCGGGGGAGUCGGCCCUCGCAUCCCUGGGGUUCAGGUGGCCCCAGCACGUGGCGUCGGGGGAGGCGUGGGCAGGGGUGGCCAUCUUAGGCCACGGGGUGGUGGCAGAGGCGGCCACAGCAGUGCAGCCACGCCAGUACCCGGCCAACACACUUCACCUGCUGACUACUCUACCCAAAGGAACGCAAGAAGGUAAGGCUUGCGAGUGGUACCUGGAGGCUGAGCUACGUCUUCAAGGGAGGUUCUGUAGGAGGUUUGAAGGGUAUGGUGACCUGUGCUCCUGUGUCGCCCCCUUCAGCCCCGCCGUCAGGUACAAGCAGGAACAACUGGUGAUGAAGGAGCAGAUCCCGGUAGUGGUGGUGACAGCCAGCAAUCCUCGACACCUCUACAGAGUGUUGAGGAACUUGUUCAGCAUCCCCGGGGCGGCGCAGACGGAGGUGUUGGUGGCUGUGGACGGCGCCCACCAGGAGGCCCUGGCCCUGACGGAGGUGUUGGGCGUGGGCGUGGUGGUCCACAGACCAGAGGGCGUCGGCAAUAACCGCACCAACGCCAACGUCAGGUUCGCCCUCUACAGCGUCUUCAGGAGCUUUCCUCAAGCUGACAAGGCCAUAGUGGUCGAGGACGACCUCCUCCUCUCCCCAGACUUCCUCAGCUUCUUCCACCAGGCGGCGUGGCUGCUGGAUAAUGACCCCACCAUCUUCUGCGUGAACGCCUUCAACAGCAACAGCCUGCCGGGAAUCGCUUCCGACACAACCAAGAUGCUGAGGUCGGAGUCCUACCCCAUGUACGGGUGGAUGGUGGCCAGGAGCUACGCCAGGCAGGUCAUCACCAACUGGAUUCCUGAGGGACCAGGUGACUGGGACUGGUGGCUGAUGAGGGCGUGGGCGCAGCGUGGGCGUGAUGUCGUGUCUCCGGAGGUGUCCAGGACGUUCCACGCAGGCAACGCCGGCGCUCACGUUGACGGGUUCGAGCAGCACCUCUACUACAGCCGCAUGCUCACAUCUCAAGUCCCACACAUUGUUCUCCAGAACCUCAGCAGCAUCAUCCUGGAAAACUACUUGGAGGAGAUGAAGAGAGAGAUAGAGGCGGCGGAGAUGGUGAUCCCUGACCCGAGCGAGGAGAGCUUCCUGCCGGAGGGUCGUCCGGGACCGUUCGUCGUCUUCGUCAGGUCCGGCACGAGAACCGACGAGUUCUUCGGCAUACGGCUCUUCUUAAUGAGGCUGGGGUCGUACUUCUGGGAUACUCGCGAGAUCUUCCGCGGCGUGAUGAGGCUGAAGUAUCAGGGCCGCCUCCUCUAUGUGGUGGGCUGCCCACUCUCUCAGCUCUUCUGCCGGUACAACCCUAAGGGGACGUUCUUCCUGGCUCCCUCCAAGGACCUCAUCACCGCCGUCAGCGAGGCCAACAACCUCUACGAGCAAAGCCUCUACGAUGUCGUCUCCCGGGUCAGGCAACCGACUCAAGAUCUACAACAGGAGGCCGACCUCCUUAACUACGUCACACGGCCUCGAGGUGCCUCCAGCAGGAGGUCGACCUUCACUGAGAGGUCGACCCUUGGCACAAGGUCGACCUCCAUAUUACCCCGUCACGAGGCAUGAAGGUGCUGCUCCCUCAGCAAGAGACACUCUCUAAGACGACCACGAGAUCGAGUGAAGGAAAUUACUAGACCCAUUACUCGACCUCAGCGCCAUCUGAGUGGCUCGACCUUCAUUCAGAGUCGACCCCAAAACAAUUUCUUCA
Molecule: messenger RNA, 1960 nt
Organism: Procambarus clarkii (red swamp crayfish)
Lineage: Eukaryota; Metazoa; Arthropoda; Malacostraca; Decapoda; Cambaridae
Product: protein O-linked-mannose beta-1,2-N-acetylglucosaminyltransferase 1-like
Biological process (GO): protein O-linked glycosylation via N-acetylgalactosamine
Cellular component (GO): Golgi membrane
Molecular function (GO): beta-1,3-galactosyl-O-glycosyl-glycoprotein beta-1,3-N-acetylglucosaminyltransferase activity
Source: RefSeq, a predicted model, not a curated record